CAAUCCAGCUAAUCAAGUGAUCCACGAUUUUGAGCUCUGUCAAAAGCGUAUCCAAAGCGGAUCCAAAUCUCUUCAAAAUUUUCCGUGAAUAAUUAAAAUUAGAAAAAUGUCAUUCCCAUCUAUUCCUCACUGCAAGCUGUGCGCUUCGGACAGUUUGGAAUCCUGUGAACCACCGUACCCCAGUAUCGAACCCAUCAAACCCCCACGACCAUCAGCCACACCGGACCAUCAUGGAAUCCUCCAUGAGCUGACAUUUCAUGCAGUUCAUUCACGGCUAUUGGAGAUUGACCUCAAAAUGAGCCGGCUGGAAUCCAACUUCCACGAUGCCUUCUCCCGGCUGGAAUCCAGCGUGGCCAGAUGUCACCGAACCUUGGAACAGGUUAACGAAUCACUGUGUAGCAGCUUAAAUAGCGCGGUUCCAGGAGCAUCGUCUUCACCACGGGACAUGGUUGUCAAAAUGAAAUUUGGACGGAAAGAGCAGAAGCACCUGGCGCCGCAUUCGAUUAGCGACGCAAAUCAAGUGGAACAGUUUUUGACCAGUCCUUCAACUUCGUUACGAGGAAACAUAGUGGAACGAAGACGAAGCAGUGUUCUGUCCAGAAUCAAGCAUCAUGUCAAAGGCGCUUUCAGUUUACCGUGCGUCGUGACGCCCGUCUUUGAAAUCUAUCCGCCAAACAUAAACUCCAAAGCUGUGAAACAUCCACCACCCGCCGCCAUGACAACGGACUUGCAACCUCAGUAGGCAUUGAAGCAUAAUUUUUCAACCUUGCAGAGAUUGGCAGCAAAAUUUCAAGUGUCCUUA
Ochlerotatus camptorhynchus is the source of this 802-nucleotide messenger RNA. RefSeq lists its product as uncharacterized. The transcript is spliced from 2 exons. NCBI's taxonomy places the organism in Eukaryota, Metazoa, Arthropoda, Insecta, Diptera, Culicidae. The record is from RefSeq and is a predicted model, not a curated record. The coding region runs from base 107 to 742 and encodes 211 amino acids.